AUGUCGUCCGUCGUAGGCGUCUCCUCCCUCUACCAGACGGCCCCCACUGAGAAGCCGCUUGCCAGGGCGGCGGCGCUGGGAGCCCCCGCGCAGACGCUGUCCUCCUGCUGCUUCCUCCGGGCCAGUGCGAGGGGCCGAGCGCUCGUUGCGGCGGCUAUCGCCACACCAAACUCUGUACUCAGCGAGGAGGCCUUCAAGGGUCUCCAGGGGCGCUCCCUCACCAAGGGCCCCCUGGGGAGCGAGUCGGACGACGACGAGGGCGGGUUUGACGAGGAUGACGAGGAGGGCUACCCCCUGGCGGAGGACCAGACCGCAGGGAGAGACGAGCUCGCCAUUUCUAGCCUGGGCUUGCCGCAGCAACUGGUGGACUCUCUCCAGAAGCGUGGAAUAACCCACCUCUUCCCCAUACAGGUCUUAAAAGUUUCAGUUUCUUCUCACGACGCCUGAUGCCAUUGCUUGCGUUUCUUUAUCCUAACUGGAUGGGCUUCACGAGGUUCAGAUCUUUGCUACCCCGUCUCUUGCACUCAUUUAGGGUUUCGCGAGGCGCCGACUUCUCAGAGCCGGGCAGAACCUACCGUGCGACCCACCAUCGAAUUUUUUCACCAUUUUUGUUCUGAGCUGCAACACCCCAUUUAUUCGCACUCCUUCCGCACCUUCAUAUGUUUUCUUCCGGUUUUCUUCCGGGUUUCUAUUCAUUCAAGGCUCGCCACGAAGACAGUUCUUUUGAGGGAAGUAUUGUGCAUGUACCCGAUGCUGUGGGAUGCAUUUCGAUUGGGGGUAGUGUAGCUUUCUUGUAGUUGUCUACUGAAUCUAGAUGAAUCUGAUCUUAAUGCCCAAUUGAAUAUAUCAUCUGGUAGAUAGAUUUCUUUUUUCGAUGAGACCCGAUAGUUCCACUGCACAGUGAUUGGGGUUGAAAUUUUUUUUUUUUUUUUCUUCACUGUAGAGGGCCGUUCUUGAACCUGCUCUUGAAGGUCGAGAUCUCAUUGCCCGGGCAAAGACUGGCACGGGGAAGACACUGGCCUUUGGGAUUCCCAUCAUCAAGAAGCUUACUUUGGACGACGAGGGAGGAAGUAUUUCAAGGUAGUCUUCCCCCCCCGCCCCCUUUUGUGGUAUAAAUACGUUCCCUGGUGCAAGUUUGCCUCGUUCUUGACUCUUCGCUGCCUAUUUCUCUUGGUAGACGGGCACGACGGCUUCCCCGCUUUCUGGUCCUGGCGCCCACCAGGGAGUUAGCCAGGCAAGUUGAGAAGGAAAUCAAGGAAUCGGCUCCCUACCUGAGCACAGUCUGUGUUUACGGAGGGGUCUCCUAUAACCUCCAGCAGAACGCAAUCUCUCGUGGGGUUGAUGUGGUGGUGGGGACCCCAGGGCGGAUCAUCGACCUGAUCAAUAGCAGCAGCUUGAAGCUGGGUGAAGUGCAAUACUUGGUCCUUGACGAAGCUGACCAGAUGCUCGCCGUAGGAUUUGAGGAGGAUGUGGAAGUAAUUUUAGAUCAGCUUCCACAGCAGCGCCAGAGUAUGCUCUUCUCUGCGACGAUGCCUGGCUGGGUGAGGAAGUUGGCUAGGAAGUACCUUGACAAUCCUUUGACCAUUGAUCUGGUAGGUCUCAAUUUGAGCUGGUAUAUAUACUUGUUCAGUGUCGUUUCGGGUUUUUGUCAAUUUAUGCAGUGAAUAAUAUUUUUUGGAUUCAUGUGUAUCAUGAUAAUCAGUUGUCUUAUAUUCCUGCUGCUGUGGUAGAUUAAGAAUGCAAGUUGACUACGAUUAUAAUGUCCUUGUUGCGAAAUGGCUCAUGAUAAUUGUGACCCAUCAUAUACUUAAGCUUUGGAAUUUGAUUGGGUCUCUAUUUUUUCAUUGUAAGCUUGAUGAAAACUGAUUUGCGUGAUUUUUCCGUCCUCCUAAUGGAUCUUCGACUGCCGUGAAUUAAUCACAAUUGGAUACUAUUUUAUUCUUCUCAUUGAUGCAUGGAUUCUUUCUGCUCUAAAAUACAGGUGGGAGACGAAGAGGAAAAGCUUGCGGAGGGCAUUAAACUUUAUGCAGUUCCGGCCACUUCAACAUCAAAGCGCACCAUCCUCAGCGACCUGAUCACGGUAUAAGCAAUAAAUGAGCUUGCAAGUCCGACUUUUUCGCAGAAUCCCUCCCCUUAUUUUGAAAUGACGAUUUGGCUUCAAGAAUAAGUCAUAUGCACAAAUAUUUAUCUUAUCUUGCUGCUAAUCUCCUGAUUUUGAUUGAUCUUCGUGCUUUGCUUUGAUGUACUGAUCUGAUCAAUAAGAUCAGGUGCCUUGUUCUCCAUGUUUCCACCUUUCCUGCUAUAAUUUGGGUCUCAGAAUCAUCCUGCUUCUGAAUAUUGAUGAGAAAAAUGUUUUACUUAUUGAUCUUUCCAGGUUUAUGCAAAAGGGGGAAAGACCAUCGUUUUCACUCAGACCAAGCGGGAUGCAGACGAGGUCUCCAUGGCGUUGACAAACAGCAUAUCAUCCGAAGCAUUGCACGGGGACAUCUCUCAGUAUCAGCGGGAAAGGACCUUGAAUAGCUUCCGCCAAGGGAAGUUCACCGUGCUAGUCGCAACCGACGUUGCUGCCCGUGGCCUAGACAUCCCCAACGUCGACUUGGUGAGCAGAUAAUCUUCCCCAUGGAGACAUGUUUCGUGGGUCAUGAUCAGAAUGAUAUUCAUUCAGCAGCUGAGGUUUGACUCCCUUUCUCUGCUGUAGAUCAUUCACUAUGAGCUGCCAAACGACCCAGAGACGUUCGUCCAUCGGUCCGGGCGGACGGGCCGGGCCGGCAAAGAAGGGAAUGCAAUCCUCAUGUUCACCGGCAGCCAGAGGAGGACGGUCAAGUCCCUGGAGCGCGACGUGGGCUGCCGAUUUGAAUUCAUCAGCCCUCCAGUCAUGCAAGAGGUGCUGGAGUCGUCGGCCGAGCAGGUUGUCGCCACUCUGCAGGGCGUGCAUCCGGAGUCAAUCAAGUUUUUCCUUCCGUCGGCUGAGAGGCUGCUGCAAGAACAGGGGACAAGCGCCCUGGCGGCGGCGCUGGCUCAUCUGAGCGGCUUCUCCCAGCCUCCUUCCUCGCGCUCGCUUAUUAGUCACGAGCAGGUGAGGUUCUUCCUGAUCUCGAUGUGCUCGAUCUUCCUGCUUUGUGCUUGGCAUUUAGUUCAUCAGAUCUCGUGUGGCAGGGAUGGGUGACUCUGCAGUUGACCCGCGACCCGGGCCAUUCAAGAGGGUACUUCUCUCCGAGAUCUGUCACUGGUUUUCUCUCUGAUGUCUCCCCCGCCGCUGCCGAUGAAGUUGGGAAGAUCUACAUGAUCGCCGAUGAAAGGGUGGGUGUCUAGGGAUCCAAUGUCUUAGUUUACUUUCAGUAGGGUCUCGACGAUUCAAUCAAGUUGUCAGAUUCUUGAUACUAUACUGUUCUGAAUUCUUGGGUCGCUCUCUGUUUUAGGUCCAGGGGGCUGUCUUCGACUUGCCGGAGGACAUUGCUAGGGAUCUUUUAAGCAAGCAGCUGCCACCCGGGAACACUCUCUCGAAGAUCACAAAGGUGGGCCUCCUCUGGCGCUAUUAAUCUAAACCCUAAACCGUCGAUACUAGUUUGGGGAAGAAGAUGAUGAUCUGAACUGGGGAGAUAUGUUGGAAUUCAUCCCGCUCUGCAGAUGCCCUCUCUGCAAGACGACUCCCCGGCAGGCGACAACUACGGGAGGUUCUCCAACUUCGACCGUGGUUCCCGGAGGGGAGGCUUCAGGGAGAGAGGAUCGAGGGGCGGCAGCUCCAGGGGCUGGGGUGGCGGCCGAACCAACUCCUCCGAUGAUGAGGACGGGUUCCGUCGCGGCCGGCAGGGUCCUAGAUCCAACGAUAACUGGCCGAGGAAGUCGAGGGGCAGCAGCGGCGGUGGCGAUGACUGGUUGAUCAGCGGGCGACGUGGGAGCCGGCCGCCACCCUUCGGAGGCAGGGGCAGGUACGAUUUGAUUCCUUGA
This is a messenger RNA of Spirodela intermedia, 3948 nucleotides long. Lineage: Eukaryota; Viridiplantae; Streptophyta; Magnoliopsida; Alismatales; Araceae. The record is from the annotation of a GenBank genome assembly.